Molecule: messenger RNA, 921 nt
Organism: Seminavis robusta
Lineage: Eukaryota; Bacillariophyta; Bacillariophyceae; Naviculales; Naviculaceae
Source: the annotation of a GenBank genome assembly
AUGCGGUGCCUACUGUCGUGGGCGGGUACUCCCUCAGAAGGAACGACGUACGUCCCGAAGAGAAAACGAGGACUGAAGCCAGUCAUCAGGAGGAUCAAGGGCGUACCAGUGGCAGUAGCCAGCACCCUCAUGCAAGUCGCAAAUAGAACAGCUCAGGCAGCACGCAUUAUCCUCGCACUGAAUCAGAUGGCAAUCGAGCACUCAGUGGGAGUCCCAGCAAGCUAUGCCGAUCGAGACAAUCCACAGUCAGAUGUUGAUGAGGAUGACAGCUCAUCGUUCAGGGCGAAUAGGACACCCAAGAGGCAGUUUCAGAUGACGCUGUGGGAUUUGACACAUCCGCGAGAUGCAUCCACGCCAACAACCUUCCAGUUAUUCAUGAGGCUCAUCCACGCUCUGAAAGCAGGAAUCGGCAUUGUCGCCGAGGAAGGAAACCCAAUGAUAGCACUCAGCCUGGUCAUCUGGUCGCUCAACGGUACCACGAAUGGGAAUGCGAACGACCAUCAGUAUGACAGUGACUCCGUGCUCAUAGCAAUCGACAACUGCUCCUCAAGGUGCAUUACGAAUUGCAUGCGCGACUUCAUUGGUAAGCCAACGCCAGUCAAAGUGUCAGUCCAAGGUAUUGGAGGAUCAGUCACAGCAAUGUUCAAGGGAACAGUCAGAUGGUUCAUUGAGGAUGAGCAAGGCAAGGUUCAUCACUUCCUCAUCCCCAACACUUACUACAACGCAGCCACACCGUUCCGGCUAUUGUCACCUCAGCACUGGGCGCAAGUAUCAGACGACAACUAUCCAAGGCAAAGAGGAACAUGGUGCGUGACAUAUGAAGACACCGUUGAACUGUUUUGGAAGCAAGGGUCAUUCAAGAGAGUGAUCAAGCUAUCACUCUCGAGCAACAUAGCGCUACUGCGCAGUGCACCAGCAUAG